AAUGUGUAAGCCGCUCUGUAUAUCGUUAUAUUACUCUACGAAACACAUACGUCCGCGGCAGGGGCACGCUCGGUGAAGAAUCACGAAUUGCGAAAAUGAGCGCGGCCGUAGAAAACGGCGUGGACGCCUCGCGGAAGCCGCGCGGCGGCGUUUUCUCGGAGGCGUUCGCCAAACGCGCGCAGCCCCUCGAGGAAGCUCUCAAGACUUUGAAUCAUUUGAACGAGAAAGGCGAGGCGCUUGCUCUUCAAGAUGACCUCACAACGCACCCCACCCUGGCCUUGAUGCGGCGCAUCCUUGCAGAUGCACAGGCAAAAUUCCGCGUGAUGGUGGAGGAGAACGCAGCGACCGGCGCCCGGCUUGACGGCGAGCUGGAACGCGCCAGGGGCGAGUGCGCGACUCUUCGGGGUGAAUUGCGCGACGUCCGCGGCGCUCUGCCGAUCGUACUGAAUAACAACAACGCCGGCAACAACGGCGGCACCAACAGCAACAACAACCCCGGUACGGCAACCGGUGCCACCGGCGGAAACUCCGGCCAAGAAACCGAGGCUCAGCAGCAACAGGAGGACGGCAAGCGGCUCAGCGCCGGCAACAGCCCGAUCGAAAAGAGGAGCUCGGCCAGCGAUAAAUCUGCCAGUCCCAUCGACAAGAGGACUAGUCCGGUAGACAGGAAGGAUAGAACUAGCCCCAUCGAUCGGCGAGCCAGUCCCAUAGAGCGAAGAAAUGGCUCGCCCUGCCGUAGCCCGAGCGAGAAGGCCCGUCGACCGUACGCCCCCGCUUUGGAGAAAACGCGGCUGGGUGGGUCCGGCGGCAGCGUGGAUUCCCGAUCGGGUAGCGCGAGCCCGGAUCGGGGCUCAGCUAACCGGGGGGGUGGUUUUCUGCAUCGCGGCGGCAGCGACCGUUCCAGCGUGGAGCGGCUCCGGAUAUCGACUAACCGCGACUCCCUGCGAUCCAGCAAGGAGAUGAACGACCACGACCAGAAGGACGCCGAUAAGGAUCUGGUGGACGGCGACGCGCGUGGCGACGAGGACAAUGAACCGCCUGGACCGGCACCGGGUAGCAGACCGUCGUCCCCGGCUAAUUCCCUCGGAAUUGGCGAUCCGGUGGUGGCGUCCAGACUUUCCAACAUUCACGGCGGCGGGCACACAGAAUUGGCCAGCGCCAGAAGAUUGCGACUGGAGAACGAACGGCUGGUGGCCGAGGUCGCGAGGUUGAGGAGGUUGUUGCUGAGCGGCGCGGCGCGUGGCGAAGUCGGCGCCGAGGACGCCGUGAUGGAGGAGGAGGCCCGCUUCGUCGCUCUGGAAAUGGAACUGCAACACGCGAAGGAAGCGCUGCAGGCGUUGAAGACUGACCGGAAGCGUCUCAAAGCGGAGAAGUUUGAUUUACUCAAUCAGAUGAAGGCGCUCUACGGUACCCUCGAGGACAAGGAACGCGAACUUCGCGAUUUUAUACGAAAUUACGAACAGCGGAUGCGGGAGAACGAGGCGACCCUGGGACGUCUUCAGCAGCAAGGAGCCGGCAUACCGUCGGAGGAACGCGAACGGGAGAGGGAGAGGGAACGCUGGAGUCUUUUAAGGGCGGCGAGAGACGAGGCCGAUCGAAGCCUGAGCCUCGCGGCUAGUUUGGCCGACAAAGAGGCCGCCCUCUCGCACGCACACGCGACCAUAAAAGAGCUACAACGUCAGCUGGCGGAACGCGGCGGCGGCGGCGGGAUCUGUCUGAGCGAUCAGGAGUCCCUGGUGUCGUUUCCACGUGGCAGCGUAAACGGCGCCGCGACUCCCGGCGCCGGGAGUAGCAGCGGCGGUGGCGGCGGCGGUGGUAGCGGAGGCUGCGGCAUCAUUCCCCACGUGAAUUCGCAGCCUCCGUUGGGCAUCACCGAACUCGGCGUGUCCGUGGGUAACGCGGGCGUCGGCGUGGGUGCCGGAGGAUCCUCCGGCGGCCAGGCCGGCGAUCGCGGCAGCUGCAGCGCUGACAGCGGGGUCCGCGGGUCCAGCGAUCGCGAGAGCGGCGGUGCAACCAGCGUCGGCGGGAAUCUCUCGGACUCCACGACGGACGGCACGCCGACAAUUACGGUCGAGGGCAGCGGUCUCGACAUGGACAGCAUCUCCGUGGUAUCCUCCAUAGCACCACCCCAUAUAUACCAAUCUGCGACCACGCCGAAAGAUUGCAGCCCCACGUUGUCGCCGCUGAACGCAUUCUCAAGGUCCAUGGACAAUUCUUCGCUAUCACGAUCGGUCGAGCAGCUAUCCAGCCCGCUGGAAUCCGAGCCGAGGAGGAACAAACAGCCGCCACCUGUCGUCGCACCUGCCGCGCAUUCGAGAUCGUCCGCCACUCGCGGCGGCACAUGGGGAUCCAUUUCAAGAGUGUUCGCCCGUUCGCGACAUCGGAAGACGGCAAACAGUACCAGUGCUGGAAGCGGCGGCAACGAGGCUGCGGACGGCUUUGAUCCAUAUCGAUCGUGGUCACCGCUCACCGAGGAGGGUUACGCCGAAAAACUUCGUUUGCUCCGUGAAGCGGCCUCCGUGCCCAUGGAACGAUGGCGAGCUCCGACCGUUUUAGCCUGGUUAGAGGUGGCUCUCGGGAUGCCGCAAUACGGACCACGAUGCGCCGAGAAUGUGAAAUCGGGCAAGGUUCUACUCGAGCUAAGCGAUGCCGAGCUAGAGGCUGGUUUAGGUGUAACGCAUCCGCUUCAUCGGAAGAAGCUGCGUCUGGCCAUCGAGGAACAUCGGCAUCCGAGCCACGUUCGGUAUCCCUGCAUCGCCCAGCUUGGUCAUACUUGGGUCAGUUCCGAGUGGCUGCCGGAUCUCGGUCUGGCCCAGUACUCGGAGAGUUUUGCCACCAACAUGGUGGAUGCGCGUAUGCUGGACCAUCUGAGCAAGAAGGAGCUCGAGAAGCUGCUCGGAGUCACGAGGAAGUUUCAUCAGGCGAGCAUCGUUCACGGUAUUCAUCUGCUGCGUAUGCUGAAUUACGAUCGACAGGCGCUCGCUGUCAGGAGACAUCAAUGCGAGCAGGUUGACACGGAUCCUUUGGUCUGGACGAAUCAAAGGUUCAUUCGGUGGGCGAGGAAUAUCGAUCUCACGGAAUACGCCGAGAAUUUGAAAGACUCGGGUGUACACGGUGCUCUGGUUGUAUUGGAGCCGUCGUUCACCGGCGACACCAUGGCCACCGCGUUGGGCAUACCGCCGGCCAAACACAUGAUUAGACGGCACCUAACCGCCGAAUUGGAAGCGCUCGUUCUGCCAGCAAGAAGUCAGCUGGAGGUGGUCCCGAGGAACAGCACCGGCGGUGGCGGCCGUCCGAUGAGCACCGCGAGCGCGGGCGGUAGUCUUGGUCGCGGCAGCAGGGCCCUGCAUCUACAGCAUCAUCAGAGCUCGUUGUCGGCCCUUCACAUGACGGCGAAUCACACCGGCACCGUCGACAGACGCAGAUCCAGCCUCAGGACCUGCAGUCUUCUUUACUUGAAAAAGGGAUCCCUGAGCAGAGCCUUCGGUCUCCGGCCUAGAAGCGAGAAGGCAUCACCAUCGUCAUCUUCGGACACCGGCAGCCUCGCCAGCCAGUGCCAAUAUAUGAGCAGCAGCGUCCGCAGCACCUCGCCGCCGCCACCGCAGCUUCCACCGCGGCCGAUGACGACCGGCGGUGGCGGUGGCAAACGGCAUCGUCGCGUCAAGAGCAUCGGCGACAUCGAGUACAUAAGCACGGCCGCGGUGAGCACCCCGGUCUGACAGGAGGGUAGGCCCCAUUACGCGGGGCCUUACCGCAGUCUGAGCGAACGCGGUUACUCGUCCUCCUCGUCCCAGUACUCGGGCUCGUACUCGGGCUACAGCAACGUCCUGACUGGUGGCGAGCAGCAGCCGUAUCAGCAAUACCAGCAGCAGUCAGGCGGCAAUUAUUAUCACCAGUUACAGGGUGGCUAUUACUCGCCGCAGAGUUCCGGGCCGCCCUUUCCGGGGGUGCAGAGAUACGGCAGUUUGGCAGAAGAGGCAUGGUCGUCGUGCUCCGCCAAGGGAGACGCGGGUGUCUCGAAAGCCAAUCCGAGGACUUACUUGGCUUAGCUAGUCGCCGCGACGUUCAAAUCUCGUUGAACGAAUGGGUGUGACACGACCGGCACAUCUGAUGAAUUAUCUAUGAAAAAGAGUGCACACCUUGAUCUUUUUUGAGGAUUUAAAUUUUGUUUGUCUUUUAUCUCUUUUGUUAACGAUAACUCCAUAUGAAUAGCUUACGGAGAAAAAAAGCAGCAAGGUAAUAUAUUUAUUGGAGCUAAAUGCUUAAUGAAUCUCACUAUAUCAGACGCAGGCUGUAUAUGACUCAAAAAGAUGAUUAUCGACAAGCUAUUGAGAAUGUAUUAAAUGUAAGAUUCAGAUGUUUCAUGUUUCGGACGUAAGAAUGCUUCAUCGAGGUGACCUGAUCGAAUUUACAAUAAAUUUGAUAAAAGGAUCGAUGCCUGAUCCCGAUAUCCUCGGCUAAUCAUUAUUGUUACACUGAAUCAAAAUAAUUAAAUAAUCUUGUUAUGUGACGUGACAACUGUAAUAGACAAUAUGUUAACUGGAUUGAAACAAAAGUACGAGCGAUUUCGGACAUUUUACGAGAUACGAUUAUAUCCGGGAUGAUAUUCUAAUGGAUGAGUAAAUUAACCGCAGUUAUUUUAGAAUUAUUCACGAUUACAGAAUAAUUAUAUGUCGUACAAAUACCAGGUAGCAUAUCGUGACGUUAAGAGGUAUGAAAGGAGAUCUGACCAAAUUUUAUUAACACAUCGAGACAUUUAUUGAUACAUACCGACAUAUAUAUACCGACGAUAUAUAACGAGGAAAUAAAUAGAAUAAAGAAUAUACAUAUAAUUAUAUAUGGCCGUAGAUAGGAUUAAAAAAUAAGCGAAUCAACAAUUUAAUUUAUUUAAACUAUACUGCGAUGACAAUAUCUCGCAAACGUUUCGUCGGAGCAAUUUUUUUAUUUUUAUUAUCGCGAAUGACAAACUCUCUAUACGCCGAUAUUUAAUUUAGAUCGUAAAUUUAUUCUUACGUGUAAGCUAGCGCGAAAAAAUCGUCGAAGAAUAUUUUUGCUUAUGAAUCGAUCUUUAUGAACGAACGAAUAAUUUUAAAAGUUUUAACAUGGCUGAAAAUGAUGCCAACGACACAAAGUAAUAUCUUUUUCGUAUCCCUCAUAUAUGGUAUACACGUUUACGUGUACGUUUAUAUAUUACUUUCUAUGGAUAUCUACAUGAGUUUCCUACGACCAUUUAAACUGGAAAUUUUAUCAAAGCUGGAAGCGACACAUUCACUCACGUCAUACUAAAUACUCGUGUUAGAAACUAAGAACAACAUAAAAUCGCAUCUCACGAAGACAUCUAAGUCUUCCAUCAUAGUCCGCGGCUUGAUAAGAUCGAAUAUAUUCCAUUCUUCGUUAUCCAUGUAUCGAAAAGAAGAAUCGGAAAAUUCAAUUAAUGUUGCAAAAAAUUCUUUUUCUAUUACACAAGAAUCCUUGAAAUUCUAUGAAAAAAAGACUUAUCGGUAAAAGUUUGACAAAAACUUACACCUCAUAGAUCACUUU
Messenger RNA from Formica exsecta, 5541 nucleotides. It is a transcript of the gene Liprin-gamma, whose product is annotated as kazrin. The record is from RefSeq and is a predicted model, not a curated record. The transcript is spliced from 17 exons. The coding region runs from base 96 to 3719 and encodes 1207 amino acids. Gene Ontology annotation, molecular function: protein binding. Lineage: Eukaryota; Metazoa; Arthropoda; Insecta; Hymenoptera; Formicidae.